Messenger RNA from Drosophila obscura, 2036 nucleotides. RefSeq names its product putative ammonium transporter 2 (gene Amt). The record is from RefSeq and is a predicted model, not a curated record. The transcript is spliced from 3 exons. Gene Ontology annotation, cellular component: membrane. Bases 126 to 1835 code for a protein of 569 amino acids. Gene Ontology annotation, molecular function: ammonium channel activity. NCBI's taxonomy places the organism in Eukaryota, Metazoa, Arthropoda, Insecta, Diptera, Drosophilidae. Gene Ontology annotation, biological process: ammonium transmembrane transport; ammonium homeostasis.
AAUUUGACUGACUCGAAUUGGGCGUUUUGCAUGACUUUCCAUGUGGCCCGGCCCACUGUGUCGCGCACUCGUUGAGCAUCACGCGAGGCUUUCGGACGUCCUGAACGGUGGAAGUGGCUUCGAAAAUGGACAACAACGCCACAGCGACGGCUUUGAAGGGGAUCGGACGAAAUCAUAGCAACUAUGUGAUACCCGGACUAUACGAUCUCUCCACGGAGGACACCAACUGGGUGCUGACCUCCUCCUUUAUCAUAUUCACAAUGCAAACGGGCUUUGGCAUGCUGGAGUCUGGCUGUGUGUCCAUCAAGAACGAGGUCAACAUCAUGAUGAAGAACGUGAUCGAUAUUGUGCUUGGCGGCUUCACCUAUUGGCUCUUUGGCUAUGGCAUGAGCUUCGGCCGUGGACCGCUCUCCAAUCCGUUCAUAGCCAUAGGAGACUUUCUGCUUGAUCCACCCGUAGGCGAUGCCCUAAUGGGUCAAAUAUUUGCUGCCUUCCUGUUCCAGCUCUCAUUUGCCACCACGGCCACGACCAUUGUGAGUGGCGCCAUGGCAGAGCGUUGCAACUUUAAGGCCUACUGCCUGUUCUCGUUUCUCAACACGGCCGUCUAUUGCAUACCCGCUGGCUGGGUGUGGGGCGAGCAUGGAUUCCUCAAUAAACUUGGCGCCGUGGAUAUUGCUGGCAGCGGACCCGUACACUUGAUUGGUGGCGCCUCGGCCUUUGCUUCGGCCGCCAUGCUGGGACCGCGUCUGGGCCGCUACUCCGAGGGCUUUGAUCCCCUGCCGCUGGGCAAUCCAGUCAACGCCUGCAUGGGCCUGUUUGUGCUCUGGUGGGGCUGGCUGGCCUUCAAUUCGGGCAGCACUUAUGGCGUCAGCGGCGCCAAGUGGCAGUAUGCAGCGCGAGCGGCCGUAAUGACAAUGAUGGGCUCCUUUGGCGGCGGCUUCAUUAGCUCCAUAUACUCCUUUUGGCGGCACGACGGUGGCAUGGACAUCAUGGAUCUCAUCAAUGGCGUGCUCGGUUCACUGGUGUCCAUCACGGCCGGUUGCUUCUUGUAUCGCGCGUGGGAGGCCUUGGUAAUUGGAGCCAUCGGCUCGUUGCUCUGUGUGCUGGCCAUGCCCCUGUUCGAUCGCAUGGGCGUGGACGAUCCGGUGGGGGCCAGUGCAGUGCAUGGAGUAUGUGGCAUUUGGGGUGUCAUCGCCGUGGGACUGUUUGCCGACAAUCCUAUACCACUGGACACGACCAAUGGACGCAUGGGUCUGUUCAAGGGCGGUGGCUGGUACUUGCUGGGCAUUCAGACCCUUUCGGUUCUCUGUCUGACCACCUGGGGCAUUUGUUCAACCUGCCUGCUCCUCUAUGUGAUCAACAAGAUCAUACCCAUACGCAUGGACCCGCACGAGGAGCUGCUGGGCGCCGAUCUCACCGAGCAUCGCAUACGCCACAGUCAAAUUGGUCUGUCGCGUGCCAUCUCCGCCCUGGCGCCCAUUAAAAUCGAUCUGAAGAACAUAGCUGGAGUCCAGCCAAUUGGCAUUAAUCCGGGCCACGAGCGCAGCAUCGAUCAACUGCGUGCGGCCGAGGAUAAGCUCCAUCAGUGGCAAUCCUACUUGGAGCAGGUGAGCAAUCCGCGUAUAACCCGACACAAAUUGGUCGCCGAUUCGGACAUCAUCUUCAAGCCCAAGUCGCCGGUCAAACUCCCGGGAAGUAUUUUUAGCCGCAGGCCACUCACCCGAGAGGGCAUCAGCGAGGGCUUCUAUCGUCCCAACAAUAGCGAGCUGCCCGUAAUUGGGGCUACUAUAUCCCAUAAGCUGGACAAGGAUCCAAACUUUGCUUGGGUUGAUUAGUGUUACGAGAUGUUGUAAUAAUUAUACGCCCAAAUAAAGACAUGUAGUGUAAACUUUAGAAUGAGACAAAAAUUAGAUUGUAGCUCUGAAUCGAGUACAUAUGUACUUGUCCAUACUUAUAAUACGCAUUAUACCCCCAACAUGUAAGCCCUUUCUAACCGACAUCUAAAGCGCCAAUAUCUAAAAGAAGCUUAAUGUACG